This is a messenger RNA of Ciona intestinalis (vase tunicate), 3745 nucleotides long. NCBI's taxonomy places the organism in Eukaryota, Metazoa, Chordata, Ascidiacea, Phlebobranchia, Cionidae. The record is from RefSeq and is a predicted model, not a curated record.
GGAGUCGAACCUGAUAUAGAAACAUGAAUGGGAAGAGUAACGUCGUUGGGACACGAUUUGGUCCAGUUGGCGACGAAACCGAUUCAGUAAAAGUAGAAAUCGUUUCUAACGGAAAUAGCCAUAAAGAAGACGAUAAAGCAAAAGUCAAAGAAAAAGAAGACGAAAAAAAAGAGCCGGACCCAUCAAUUAAUUAUUAUAAGAUCUUCCGAUAUGCUGACAAUCUCGAUUACCUUCUCAUAUUUAUCGGCACAAUAUCUGCAGCUGUACAUGGAGCGUCCCUGCCCGUCAUGUUCAUCUUUUUUGGUGACAUGACGAACACAUUUGUUGAUUUUGGUUCGUUCCAAGCAUGUAACUUCACACUUGAUUUAUGCAAAGAACUUGGGGUUGUUCCUAAUAAUACUAAUCAAAGCGAUUUUGUGCAAAUUCUAGCGGACGCACAAGACAUUCAAGGCCAAAUGGCUCAGUUCUCGCUCUACUACACGUACCUGGCUAUUGGGAUCAUUGUGUUUGCCAGCUUACAGGUUGCAUGCUGGAUGAUGCAAGCAGUUAGACAAGUCAGGAAGAUCAGGAUUCUCUUCUUUAAAAGCAUCCUACGACAAGAUAUCUCGUUUUUCGAUCUCAAUUCUGCUGGGGAAUUAAACACAAGAUUGGCAGAUGAUAUAUCUAAGAUCCAAGACGGGAUAAGCGACAAGGUGUCAAUCUCGAUACAGAUGUUGUGUCGUGCCAUAGCUGGCUUGAUCAUUGGGUUUGUUUACGGUUGGAAACUUGCGCUCGUUAUACUGGCUGUCAGUCCUCUGCUUAUCAUGUCUGCUGGUGUUAUGUUCAGGAUUGCUACAGCAUUCACAAAGAAAGAGUUGGACGCUUAUGCUAAAGCUGGGGCAGUGGCGGAGGAAGUCUUAUCUUCAAUUAGAACUGUUGUUGCGUUUGAUGGACAAGAUAAAGAAUGUAAAAGAUAUGAAGAGAAUCUAGUCCACGCAAGAAAGGUUGGGAUACAGAAAGGUAUAACUUCGGGUGCCGGGCUCGGAACUGUGUUCUUCAUCAUGUUUUCCACGUACGGACUUGCAUUCUGGUAUGGUAGUAGUCUUGUGUUUGCGGGGGAACCGGGGUUUGAUGUCGGUACCAUGCUAACAACCUUCUUUGGCGUGCUUAUCGGGGCAUUUUCACUUGGAGGGGCUGGGAGCAACAUGGAGUAUUUUGCUGCUGCGAAGGCCGCAGCUUACAAAGUAUUUGAGAUAAUCGACCGCGUCCCUUUGAUUGACAGCAUGUCAGACGAAGGUCAUAAACCCGACCGGGUCAAAGGUCAAAUAGAGUUCAAGAAUGUUGACUUCACCUACCCUUCCCGUACAGAUGUGCAGAUUCUCCACGGUGUUUCAUUUGUUGCUGAGAGUGGAAAGUCGGUGGCUCUUUGUGGCCAAAGUGGGUGUGGUAAGAGCACGUGUGUUCAACUUAUUCAACGAUUCUAUGAUCCGCAGAACGGGAUAAUCGAGUUGGACGGCGUUGACAUCCGAACAUUAAACGUACGUUGGUUGCGCGAACACAUCGGCGUCGUGUCACAAGAACCCAUAUUAUUCGACACAACAAUCGCGGAAAAUAUUCGCUACGGACGCGAUGAUGUCACUGAUGAUGAAAUAAAGGAAGCUACGAAACAAUCCAACGCUUAUGACUUCAUCAUGAAAAUGCCAUAUAAAUUUGAUACGAUGGUUGGAGAAGGAGGGGCGCAGAUGAGUGGAGGACAGAAACAAAGGAUUGCCAUCGCUCGUGCCAUUGUACGUGACCCUAAGAUUAUGUUGCUUGAUGAAGCUACUUCAGCUUUAGACACCGAAAGUGAAGCUGUGGUGCAAGCUGCUCUUGAAAAAGCUGCUCAAGGGCGCACGACACUCCUGAUUGCUCACCGACUUUCAACGAUCAGAAACUCCGAUAAAAUCAUUGGAUUCCACGAAGGAAGGGCUUUGGAACAAGGGAGCCAUGACCAACUCCUCAAAGUGGAAAACGGAAUUUAUCAAAACUUGGUUAACAUGCAGUCUUAUAGUGCUGAAAGAAAUGAAGCAGAAGGUUCUACAAGCCAGGCAACAAGAAAAGUGAGUGAAAUAGAGACCACAAAGCCUGCAUUAAAAAGACUUGUUAGUGUUACGAGCGUCAGGUCCCGCACAACAAGUGCUGGGGAGACACCAAAAGAGGAAGAGGAAGAGGAAGAAGAAGAAGAGAUUCCCAACGUUCCAUUUUCCCGUGUGAUCGCGCUUAACAGGCCGGAGUUGUUCUAUAUCGUUCUUGGUUGCAUUGCCGCUGCAGUGAACGGAGGAAUCCAACCUUGUUUUGCGAUUUUGUUCUCGGAGAUUAUUGGAGUGUUUGGUUUAUCAGAUCGGCAGGAACAAGAAAGUCUGAUCACUCUUUAUUCUCUUCUGUUCGUGGCCAUCGGAGUGGCAGCGUUAGUUGCAAACAUUCUGCAGGCGUCUUCAUUCGGCAAAUCAGGUGAAGAAUUAACAUCUCGUUUACGAUCGAUGGGAUUUCGCGCCAUGAUGAGACAAGACAUUGCGUUCUUUGAUGAUCACUUCAACAGCACUGGCGCUUUAACCACCAGGCUUGCUACAGAUGCUUCUAAGGUACAAGGGUGUACGGGUGUAAGGGCAGGAACUGCAAUUCAAAGUAUCUUUGCGUUGGGUGUUGCGCUUGGCAUAGCAUUUGCAUAUGGUUGGCAACUUACUCUGCUAACCUUGGCGUUUGUUCCAUUCAUGAUAAUUGCUGGUCUGUUGACCAUGAGGAUUUUAACUGGACAGUCUGGUCAAGAAGCAAAAGCGUAUGAAGAUGCAGGUACGAUUGCUACUGAAGCAACCUUGAAUAUUAGGACGGUGGCUUCGCUUACCAGAGAGGAGAAGUUCUAUCUGAAAUAUACCCUUGCGCUUAUUAAACCUUACGAGCAAUCCAAGAAGAAGGCUCUCUUCUAUGGAAUUUCAUUCGGAUUCUCCCAAUGCAUCGUGUUCUUUGCGUACGCUGCUACUUUUAGAUUCGGAGCUUGGCUUGUGGACGAAGGACUGAUGGAGUUUCAGAAUGUUUAUAAGUGUUUGAUGGCUGUAAUAUUCGGAGCGUUCGCAGUCGGUCAAACAAGUUCGUUCGCACCAGACUUUGCUGCAGCGAGAAUCGCAGCUAACCGGUUGUUCAAGCUGCUUGACAGAGUUCCUGAGAUUGAUAGUUACAGCAAAGAAGGGAAAGUUCCGAAAACCUUGGACGGCAAUCUUGACUUCAAGUCCCUCAAGUUCCAUUACCCGACCCGACCAGAUGUGCAAGUUCUUAAAGGUUUGACAACCGCCAUUAGAAAAGGUCAAACUGUGGCAUUGGUUGGCCAAAGUGGCUGUGGAAAGUCAACUUGUAUUCAACUACUUGAACGUUUCUAUGACCCUGAUGAAGGGACCGUGAACAUGGACGACACAAACACAAAAGAGCUUCAAAUAUCUUGGUUGCGAUCACAAAUGGGAAUCGUGUCUCAAGAACCCGUUUUAUUCGACCGUUCGAUUGCUGACAAUAUACGUUAUGGUGAUAAUUCUAGGGAGGCCUCGAUGGAGGAAAUUAUCACGGCUGCAAAGAACGCAAACAUUCAUAACUUUAUUGAUGGCUUGCCUGAUGUGAGUAGAGUUGUUUUGAAUUUGGUCAAAUACUUUUAACAUUAUGUUGACGCUUUUGUAACAUACCCAAUGCAGUAUAACGCAGUGGUUUGUGCGCCUGCCUUUAGCCCAGGCUCCAGUUCAGAGGA